AUGUUACAAAGGAAAUUACACAAGUACAAGUUGCAAUGGUCCAACAAGAUUCACAUGGUGUAAUAGUAGCUUUUGAUAAAGAUAUUAGCCUUUCAAGAGAACAAACAGAAGAGGCAAUUAAACAUCACGAAGAACUUCUCAAAAAAGCAAAAGAUCAAAAGAUCAAAAUACUUGUCUUUGUUACUGAUUUAGCAGCAAAAAAUGCGGCUACAAGAAAAUGCACUGCAUUAAUUUGUCCUGGUGAAACUCGAUGGAAUUCAUAUUAUUAUUGCUUUGAUAUAGCCAUUUAUUCGAAUAAUACAAAUAAAGAUAAUAUAGAAACAUUUCUUGAAGAUUUGGAUAAUGAAAGUGAGGCUGAUGAAAUUGAAGACGAAGAUAUUAUGCAACAAGUUAUUGAGAAAUAG
Messenger RNA from Racocetra persica, 404 nucleotides. Lineage: Eukaryota; Fungi; Glomeromycota; Glomeromycetes; Diversisporales; Gigasporaceae. The record is from the annotation of a GenBank genome assembly.